GCUCUUCUCCCGCGGCUGCAGCAGCUGCCGGUUCCUCACGGCCUCGGCGGCGGCGGCGCGCUCGGAGCGGCCUCCGAGGGAGCGGCGGGCGGACGGACGGGCGGGCGCGCGGCCCCGGCGGCUCCCGUCUGAGGCGGCGGACGAGGCUCGGCGGGGAGGAGGCGGCGACGCAGGCGGAGGAGGAGGCGGCGGCCGCCGGGGACCCCGCUCGGCGCCUCGGCCCCGCGCCCCCGUCCUCCUCAGCCCGUGGUCGCUCGCGCUCGGCGGGCCGGCGCCUCGCCUCUGCGCGCGGAGAUGGUGUAGCCCGGCCGCCGGAGCCGAAGCCGCCUCUUCUCGCGCGUCCCCGCGGCGUCCGCCUCCCCGCCUGAGAAGAGACCCUCCGCUCGGCGUCUCCCGCGCCGGGGAAGCCUCGGCGCCGCCGGCACCAUGAGUGAACAGAGUAUCUGUCAGGCAAGAGCUGCUGUGAUGGUUUAUGAUGAUGCCAACAAGAAGUGGGUGCCAGCUGGUGGCUCAACUGGGUUCAGCAGAGUGCAUAUAUAUCACCAUACAGGCAACAACACAUUCAGAGUGGUGGGCAGAAAGAUUCAAGACCAUCAGGUUGUGAUAAACUGUGCCAUUCCUAAAGGGCUGAAGUACAAUCAAGCGACACAGACUUUCCACCAAUGGCGGGAUGCUAGACAGGUGUAUGGUCUCAACUUUGGCAGCAAAGAGGAUGCCAAUGUCUUCGCAAGUGCCAUGAUGCAUGCCUUAGAAGUGUUAAAUUCACAGGAAGCAGCCCAGAGCAAGGUUACUGCUACCCAGGACAGCACUAAUUUGCGAUGUAUUUUCUGUGGGCCAACAUUGCCUAGACAAAAUUCACAGCUACCUGCUCAAGUUCAAAAUGGCCCAUCUCAAGAAGAGUUGGAAAUCCAGAGAAGGCAACUGCAAGAACAGCAGCGACAGAAGGAGCUGGAGAGAGAAAGAAUGGAGAGGGAAAGGCUGGAGAGAGAACGACUAGAACGAGAGAGGCUAGAGAGGGAGCGCCUGGAGCAAGAGCAGCUGGAGCGCCAGAGGCAGCAGGAAAGGGAGCAUGUGGAGCGCCUGGAGCGGGAGAGGCUGGAGCGCCUGGAGAGGGAGAGGCAGGAGCGUGAGCGCCUGGAGCAGCUGGAGCGGGAGCAAGUGGAGUGGGAGCGAGAGCGCAGGAUGUCCAAUGCUGCUCCAUCUUCAGACAGCUCCCUGUAUAAUGCUCCACUUCCUGAGUAUUCCAGUUGCCAGCCUCCUUCAGCACCUCCUCCAUCAUAUGCUAAAGUCAUCUCAGCUCCGGUGUCAGACGCCACUCCUGAUUAUGCUGUAGUGACUGCUUUGCCACCUACUUCCACACCCCCUACACCACCACUGCGACACUCAGCGACACGUUUUGCAACAUCUCUAGGUUCAGCCUUCCACCCUGUUCUUCCCCAUUACGCUACAGUUCCUCGACCUCUGAACAAAAACUCUCGACCUUCUUCUCCUGUGAACACACCCUCUUCUCAGCCUCCAGCUGCGAAGUCCUGUGCCUGGCCUACUUCCAAUUUCUCGCCCCUCCCCCCAUCUCCUCCAAUAAUGAUUAGCAGCCCCCCUGGCAAAGCUACUGGCCCACGGCCUGUCCUUCCCGUUUGUGUCUCCUCUCCUGUGCCCCAAAUGCCUCCGUCACCAACAGCACCCAAUGGGUUGCUAGACUCUGUAACAUACCCAGUGUCUCCACCGCCUACCUCAGGGCCAGCAGCACCUCCUCCGCCGCCACCGCCACCGCCGCCUCCACCACCACCACCGCCACCGCCGCCGCUGCCUCCCCUCGCUUCACUCUCACACUGUGGAUCACAGGCUUCUCCUCCUCCAGGCACCCCUCUUGCCUCAACUCCCUCAUCCAAGCCCAGUGUUCUCCCUUCUCCCUCUGCAGCUGCCCCUGCCUCUGUGGAGACCCCUCUAAAUCCUGAGCUGGGAGACUCCUCUGCUUCCGAGCCAGGCUUGCAGGCAGCCUCUCAGCCGGCCGAGACGCCAACCCCACAGGGCCAUGUCUUGGGACCACCUGCACCUCCGCCACCACCCCCCCUCCCAUCAGGCCCUGCCUACGCCUCAGCACUUCCUCCUCCCCCUGGACCCCCUCCACCGCCUCCACUGCCAUCCGCUGGGCCUCCUCCUCCACCACCUCCUCCACCCCCUCUUCCUAAUCAAGUUCCUCCCCCUCCUCCCCCACCUCCUGCCCCUCCCCUCCCCGCAUCUGGAAUUUUCUCUGGAUCCAUGUCAGAAGACAAUCGCCCUUUAACUGGACUUGCAGCUGCAAUUGCGGGAGCAAAACUUAGGAAAGUGUCUCGGGUGGAGGACGGCUCUUUCCCAAGUGGAGGGAAUUCUGUGAGUUCGAACUUGGCCUCAUCCAAAGCAGAGGCUGGUCGUGGGAAUGGACCCCUUCCUCUAGGGGGUAGUGGCUUAAUGGAGGAAAUGAGUGCCCUGCUGGCCAGGAGGAGAAGAAUUGCUGAGAAGGGAUCAACAAUAGAAACAGAACAAAAAGAAGACAGAAGUGAAGAUGCAGAGCCUAUAACUUCUAAGGCCCCAUCAACAAAUACACCUGAACCAACCAGAAAACCUUGGGAAAGAACAAACACAAUGAAUGGCAGUAAGUCACCUGUCAUCUCCAGACCCAAAUCCACAUCUUCAUCACAGCCGAGUGCCAAUGGAGUCCAGACAGAAGGACUUGACUAUGACAGGCUGAAGCAGGACAUUUUAGACGAAAUGAGGAAAGAACUAGCAAAGCUGAAGGAGGAGCUUAUUGAUGCAAUCAGGCAGGAGCUGAGCAAGUCGAACGCUGCAUAAAGAAGCAAACUAAGGAGGGGCAGGACUCGAAUCUGGAGAAAACAAAAAUGCCUACAAACAACUCCUAACACCCCCAAACUUUUAAGCUGUAAGAAGAAAAUGGAUACACAGUCAGGAGGGAACCCGUCAACCUCUGAAAGCCUGCAGACAUAGUGACUCUGGCGAUCAGCCGUCCCUCCAGUGUGCUGCUUUUAUUCUGACCUUUACCACAGGAUGGAGAAUUAUAUUGGAGUUCCCUUAGCAGUACUAAACCCGUCAGGCAAGAUCACCGUGCAUUGAAAUAUUUUCAUGUCUAGAUGAAUCUGCACGUUUUCCAUAAUCCAUUGCUAAAAUAAAGACGAGAAAGGCUUAAGAGAUUUUUUUCCAGAGGGCGCUGAUAAAGAAUUUGAUUUAGUAAGUUCUGCUGUUGCAUUGUAAAUGUUUCUCUCAGGUUUGUCUUCCUAUCAUAUUUGAUAUUCCGUGAACAGUUAAGAUCAUAAAGUAUGGAACAAAUGGAAUUGUAUGUGCUUUCAAAAGGUGGUAUUUAUAAGAAUGGUCCUAAAUUGUUUAGUCCCACUUGAGGAAUUUUAGAAUGAUAGGAAGUCUCUCGGGUUAGCCUUCAUGCAGUUUUGUAGUUUAAAACAUAAAGUCCGUCCAGAAAUUAAAGAUUUAGAUGCCUUCCUAAAUUGUUACAAUGCUUUACCAAAUCUAUGACUUCUAUAUAACAAACAGUGGUCAAAUGUAAAACAUUCUAUUAUAGAUUUGCUGUAGGUUUUCAACCUUUUUUAGACAUAUGCAUGUGGACAUUUUUAUAAUGUAAUUACAAUCACCACAAAGUUAGCUUUUUUAAUUACAGACAAUAAUGCAUGUCAUACUAAUAUGUAGUGGCCUUUUCAAGGCCUAGUCCCAGGGGAAAUAUUUUGUAGAAUAUAGGGAAGUGGGAGGAAGGGAAGGAAUAAUUUUUUUAUUUAAAGUUAAUUUCUGCACUAUUUUUUCUCAAUUAUCUGCAUGAAUUAUAAUGAGACAUAUUUUGUGACUUUAAUCAGUAAACAUGUUAACAAAACCAAGUACUUAAUCUUUUACAUCAUGUCUUCAGCUAUUUGUAUUUUAACCAGCAAUUUAAACGGUCUGAAGCAUGAUUCUGAGCUUCGAGUGAAUUACAUCUCACUGUGGAACUCAAAAGUUUGAUCACUGAAUUUGGCAGUUAUUUUCACUAGGUCCCCCACAGUGCUGCAGGUGUUUGGGUACAUGCUCCUGACUCUGAAGCUGCUCCUCGGCCUUUGUUGUGCUAAAAUACAAGAAAUAUCAAUGAUGGCAGCAGCCAGAGUCACAGGAAUCACUAGGUAAGGGAACCAAUGAGGAGGUCUGCAGUUCUCCUUUAAUAAAACUAAAGUGAGGCUUAAGUGGUAGGCAGUGUCUGAUGCUGUUACACCCUGAGUGUGUGUGUGUGUGUGUGUGUGUGUGUGUGUGUGUGUGUGUGUGAGAGAGAGAGAGAGAGAGACAGAGAGAGAGAACGCAUGUAAUAGAUAUGUUCCACCCCUUUACAGAAAUUUAUAAUUGGCAAGAUUAAAAUAAGAGAGAAAAUUCUAUAUGUUGUAAUGUUAGUUUUUUGGAAAAUCUAGGAAAUCAGAAGUUCUCCAGGCUCUCCAUCAUGAUUUAUGCUUGAGGUAUUUAUGUGCCAUAUUUGCUUUGGAAUCUUUGGUUAUCAGAACCUUUACUAAAAAAUAGUAGAAACACCCCACUUCAUUUGCUUUCCAGAUUUCAUGCCUCAGCUGUAAAGCAAAGCUUGAUGGGAGUAAGUUCCUAAGUACUGCAAUUUGCAAUUAGCACGGCUACAGAGAGGUCUGAAUGAGGGGUUUUGUUAAGAGUGUCUCUCUCUGUAGAAACUUCAUCUUUUAAAGUAUGAGGGAUGAGUGAUCAUAAGUCAAUUCUAUGGUUUCCUCUCCCCAUCAUCCGUUGUCUUGCAGUACUAGUAAAGGCAUUAAAGAUGUGGCAGGUGUGUGUGUGUGUGUGCUGUUCUAAAAGAAGUAGGCAUCUCAUUUACUGUUGAACGUUUGAUUACACAACCACUUGGAUCGUGUAAAUGUGUACGUCUCUUACAGAGCUGAUCAAACAUCGCUUUUUGUUGCUAAAAGUUAAGUAGUCUGUAGUAGGUAGAGUACUGGGUCUAAAUGGUCCAAAGUAAGACAAAAUGCUGAAGUCAAACGCUAAGUCCUAAAAGAAGCUGGUUUAUGCACUAAACGUUUUGUGCCUUGGUCUAAUAUUUAACAUGAUGUCUGUAAAAUGGCAAAAACACAAAACAAAAAAAAAAACAAAAAACCCGACAUUGGCUCAUGAUGUAUCUGUGUCCUCCAUGAUAGUACGUUGUCCCACAUGACUAAAUGUGCUCCUCUCUAGAAGCUUAAGUGGACUCUUCUAUACAGUCACUGUCAUGUGGGAUAGUGUGUCAUCGCUAGAGAUUUCAGUGACUAGGAUGGGAAACAAAAGCUUGAGUUAUUUUCCCAAAACUGUUCCUUGGAGCCAUAUUGCUUCUGUGUGGACCAUCUUCAGAUGAGUGCAGUUUAGGGAUCCUCUCUGAUGGCAGGAAGGCUCUGCUCUCCUCAACACUGUGAUCUGACCUGUGACAACUCUACAAUACACUCUGAAUGGCUAGCAAGUCAAUAGCAAACAAACUGAAUGUACAAACCUUAGUGUGGUGCUGAAAUCUCUUCAGAAUAGUAACCAUGAUCUUAAAGUCUGUUCAAAAAUUUACGAGCAUAAUGUAUCAAUCAGAACUAAAGAUGAACCACUGAUGAAUGUUCAGUCUCCAUGCUGCAGGCAUGUUUCCUGUUUAGGCCUUCAGUUCUCUGCUGUGUCCGCCAUAACUGUUCCAUUUAUCUCCUACACGCUGACUUCAUUUGUGCGAUUGAAAUAAAAUUGCAGUAUAUACUUGUU
Molecule: messenger RNA, 5742 nt
Organism: Apodemus sylvaticus (European woodmouse)
Lineage: Eukaryota; Metazoa; Chordata; Mammalia; Rodentia; Muridae
Gene: Enah
Product: ENAH actin regulator
Exons: 15
Coding region: 427-2829 (800 amino acids)
Biological process (GO): axon guidance; actin polymerization or depolymerization; actin polymerization-dependent cell motility
Molecular function (GO): profilin binding; SH3 domain binding
Source: RefSeq, a predicted model, not a curated record